Messenger RNA from Pan troglodytes (chimpanzee), 652 nucleotides. RefSeq names its product family with sequence similarity 229 member B (gene FAM229B). The transcript is spliced from 4 exons. Lineage: Eukaryota; Metazoa; Chordata; Mammalia; Primates; Hominidae. Bases 313 to 555 code for a protein of 80 amino acids. The record is from RefSeq and is a predicted model, not a curated record.
AAGGUUUUCCGUCAGAAGGCCGCGCAAGUGCACUUGCGUGUCACCGUUACCGUAGAGACUGGGCUUCUGGACUGCAUAUCCUAGCUGCCUUGUCAACAUCUUCGAGCAUCGGCAGCUCCGGAGGCCGGGGUAACUGGCAGGUAGGAAACUAUGUGAAAGAAUCUCCUGAUGUCAUAAUUUCCGGGUGUCACUGGAACAUUUGAUCAUCAUUCCUUUGGCAAUUCCAGCCUUCUAUGGAAAGGCCAGUAGAAAGCAUUGAUUUAUUCACCUCUAUAGGAAUCAGACUCAGCCUCUUUUGGUUUUCAGUGAAGUAUGCCUUUUCAAUUUGGAACCCAGCCAAGGAGGUUUCCAGUGGAAGGAGGAGAUUCUUCAAUUGAGCUGGAACCCGGGCUGAGCUCCAGUGCUGCCUGUAAUGGGAAGGAGAUGUCACCAACCAGGCAACUCCAGAGGUGCCCUGGAAGUCAUUGCCUGACAAUAACUGAUGUUCCCGUCACUGUUUAUGCAACAACGAGAAAGCCCCCUGCAGAAAGCAGCAAGCAAAUGCAUCCUAAAUAGCACCAUUAAGUCUUUUGUCAAGGUCUGACUAGGUCAAGGGUAAUGGACCAGUAUCAUCUGGUGAUCUGGUAAACAAAUAAAAGUGGUGGCACCUUUA